Molecule: messenger RNA, 725 nt
Organism: Physeter macrocephalus (sperm whale)
Lineage: Eukaryota; Metazoa; Chordata; Mammalia; Artiodactyla; Physeteridae
Product: huntingtin-associated protein 1-like
Exons: 2
Biological process (GO): neurotrophin TRK receptor signaling pathway; anterograde axonal transport of mitochondrion; mitochondrion distribution
Cellular component (GO): dendrite; mitochondrion; cytoplasmic vesicle
Molecular function (GO): myosin binding; signaling receptor binding
Source: RefSeq, a predicted model, not a curated record
UCUUCUCUUACUUUUGCGCUCUGUUCCGCCCCAUUAGCUCGCCUCCUGCGCGCCCGCCAGUGCCGGCACCACCAGUUGCUCCUCGGCCGCCCCCUCCCGCGCGUGGUACGGCCCGGCGGGCGCGCAUCCAGGCACAGGUUAUAAAGGCCCUGCUGCGGCAGCCGACUGCGGACUCAAGAUGCGCCCGAAAGAGUUGGGGCAGGGUUCAGCCGGCGACUGGCCGGGACCCGGCGAUCCGGCAGCAGUCACCGCAGCUCCUCCGUCCGCAGCCAAUCCCGCUCCAGAGCCCUCCGCCGAGCCUGAACCCGCCCCUGGGCAGGUACCGGCGGCAGGACAGGGAGCAGGAUCCGGAUCCGCACCCGGCUCGGGACCCUCAGCGGGAGCUCGCCCGGCCUCCAAGGCUGCAUCGGAGGCAGGAGUCCAGCGCGCGUCCGCAUUCUCGGCAGUCCAGGGGAAUGCCCAGUCCGUGCCCGACAACUCGGACGCGCCGUGGACUCGCUUCAUAUUCCAAGGUCCAUUUGGCCCCCGGGCCGCUGGCUUGGGGACUGGAAAGGCAGCGGGCAUCUGGAAGACGCCGGCUGCCUACAUCGGCCGGCGGCCUGGGGUGUCGGGCCCCGAGCGCGCCGCCUUUAUUCGGGAGCUGGAGGAAGCGCUGUGUCCUGACCUACACCCACCAGUCAAGAAGAUCAUCCAAGAAGAUGUCAAAGUGAUGUUAAGUUUGCUAG